GAUAUAAAGGAAAAGCUCUCGUCCCGUUCGGCACGUUCCCUAGACCUCCGGCUCUUCGUUAAACCCUACGCCUCCUUUCCUCCACCCGUCGGCCAUCCUCCUCCUCCGGCGGCCAUGGCGGCGGAGUUGAAGAAGCUCUCGGAAAGCCGAGACUUGACGCGUAUAGAGCGCAUCGGGGCGCACUCCCACAUCCGAGGCCUUGGCCUCGACUCGUCACUUGAGGCUCGCGCGGUCUCCGAGGGCAUGGUUGGCCAACAACCCGCCCGCAAAGCGGCAGGGCUGAUCCUACAGCUUAUCAAGGAGGGAAAGAUCGCUGGCCGGGCCGUCCUCCUUGCCGGCCAGCCUGGCACGGGCAAGACUGCCAUUGCUAUGGGCCUUGCCAAGUCCCUCGGCGAGGAGACCCCCUUCGCCACCCUCUCUGGUUCGGAGCUCUUUUCCCUCGAGAUGUCCAAGACCGAGGCUCUUACCCAGGCCUUUCGUCGCGCUAUCGGCGUCCGCAUCAAGGAGGAGGCCGAAAUCAUUGAGGGCGAGGUUGUUGAGAUCACCAUUGACCGUCCCGUUGGCGUCGGUGCUUCCGCUUCGGGUUCGUCCUCUUCGGCAUCUGCGGGUGGCAAGACGGGGAAGCUUACGCUGAAGACGACAGAUAUGGAGACGUUGUACGAGCUGGGAGGAAAGAUGAUCGAAGCACUGACCAAGGAGAAGGUCCAGAGCGGGGAUGUGAUUGCGCUGGAUAAGGCUUCGGGUAAAGUGACCAAGCUUGGUCGGUCAAUUGGGCGAUCAAGAGAUUAUGAUGCAGUUGGGCCGCAUACGAAGUUUGUCAGAUGCCCUGAGGGUGAGCUACAGAAGAGGAAGGAGGUCGUGCACUGCGUCACUCUUCAUGAAAUUGAUGUCAUCAAUAGCAGGACACAGGGUUUCCUAGCACUCUUCACAGGAGACACUGGUGAAAUUCGAGCUGAGGUAAGAGAGCAAAUUGAUACAAAAGUAGCAGAAUGGAGGGAAGAAGGAAAAGCUGACAUAGUACCCGGUGUUCUCUUCAUUGAUGAGGUCCAUAUGCUUGACAUUGAAUGCUUCUCCUUCCUCAACCGUGCGCUGGAGAACGAAAUGGCUCCUAUUCUCGUCAUUGCGACGAACCGGGGCAUCACAACCAUCCGCGGCACAAAUUAUCGUUCCCCCCACGGCAUCCCUGCCGAUUUUCUCGAUCGCCUCCUCAUCAUAUCCACCCAACCGUACACCGAAGAGGAGAUCCAUAAAAUUAUCGAAAUUAGAUGCGAUGAGGAAGAAGUGGAAAUGUCCAAGGAUUCAAAGGUGUUGUUGACAAAGAUUGGCACAGAGACCUCUCUGAGAUAUGCAAUCCACUUGAUCACAGUUGCAGCUCUGGCUUGCCAGAAGAGAAGGGGAAAGGUGGUGGAAAUGGAGGAUAUCAGUCGAGUCUAUUCCUUAUUUCUGGACGUGAAGAGAUCAACACAAUAUCUGAUGGAGUUCCAGAGCCAGUACAUGUUCAGUGAAGUUCCUGGAGGGGUUGAUGAAGAAGAUGCCAUGCAUUUGUGAUAUCCAAUACAAUGGUUUUUGUUGGCUUUUAAAGCUAUAGGCUUCAUUCUGUAUGAUUCUUAGUGAGUCUAAAUUAUGAUCAACUUUUUUUAUUUUUAUUUUUGUGCUGAUAUGUGCUAUUUAAAGGUUCAUAGCUGAUGCUAUUAUGUUGUGUUUAUUUAAUGGCUUUAUAGAAGACUUGUGCAACUGAGAUCAUUUUUCUGAGAUUUUGAAAUCUUUGGACUAUUUUCAAAGCUCAUUUUGUA
Dendrobium catenatum is the source of this 1793-nucleotide messenger RNA. Its product is annotated as ruvB-like 2. The record is from RefSeq and is a predicted model, not a curated record. The transcript is spliced from 2 exons. Gene Ontology annotation, biological process: chromatin remodeling; regulation of transcription by RNA polymerase II; box C/D snoRNP assembly. Gene Ontology annotation, cellular component: R2TP complex; NuA4 histone acetyltransferase complex; Ino80 complex. The coding region runs from base 115 to 1548 and encodes 477 amino acids. NCBI's taxonomy places the organism in Eukaryota, Viridiplantae, Streptophyta, Magnoliopsida, Asparagales, Orchidaceae. Gene Ontology annotation, molecular function: ATP binding; DNA helicase activity; ATP hydrolysis activity.